Molecule: messenger RNA, 1242 nt
Organism: Phanerochaete carnosa HHB-10118-sp
Lineage: Eukaryota; Fungi; Basidiomycota; Agaricomycetes; Polyporales; Phanerochaetaceae
Exons: 7
Coding region: 1-1242 (413 amino acids)
Biological process (GO): mRNA cis splicing, via spliceosome; peptidyl-threonine phosphorylation; peptidyl-serine phosphorylation
Molecular function (GO): protein serine/threonine kinase activity; ATP binding
Source: RefSeq, a predicted model, not a curated record
AUGGGGAACGGCAACAACCGCCGCGGUGAGGUCGAGGACGUUGAGAUGGUUGUGGAGGAGGUGGAGGACGAAGAAGAGGAGGACAUCGAUGACAUGUUCGCUGUCGUUAGUACGGAGAAGAAGAAGAAAAAGAAGGUCAAGAAAGUCAAGAAGAUUGCGCCCGCUGCUCCGGCCUUGAUCACCACGACCCUCGACUCUGCUUCCGAUCCCGAAGGUUAUUACCAGGUCAUCUUGGGAGAGCAGCUUGAUGGCGGUCGUUACCAGGUUUUCUCGUCCCUCGGAAAGGGCAUGUUCGCCAACGUCGUCAAAGCACGUGUGCUCAGCGGUGAGGCAAAUGAAGUCGGUAAAGAGGUCGCUAUCAAGAUCAUACGUUGCCAGGAAUCGAUGUAUCGAGCUGGUCAAAAAGAGACUCAAAUCUUGCACAAGCUCAAGCAGGCGGAUCCGGAGGACAAGAAGCACAUUGUCCGUCUCGAGAGGACGUUCGAGCACCGCGGUCAUCUGUGCCUAGUAUUCGAGUCUCUGAGCAUGAACCUUCGAGACGUCGUGAAACGCUUUGGCAAGGAUGUUGGUCUCAACAUUCGUGCCGUGCGAGCUUACGCUCACCAGCUGUUCUUGGCCUUGGGCUUGUUGAAGAAGUGCAACAUCAUGCACGCGGACAUCAAGCCUGAUAAUAUCCUGGUCAAUGAGCAGAAGACCGUGCUCAAGUUGUGUGACUUGGGAUCCGCUUCCGACGCCUCGGAAAAUGAUAUUACCCCCUACCUGGUCAGCCGAUUCUACCGUGCGCCAGAGAUUAUCAUCGGUUAUCCGUAUGAUCCAUCUCUGGAUAUGUGGUCAAUUGGUUGCACUCUUUACGAGUUGUACACCGGCAAGAUCCUGUUCCCUGGACGGUCUAAUAACCACAUGCUCUUGCUGAUGAUGGAGCUGAAGGGCCGCUUCAAUUCCAAGAUCAUUAAGAAGGCCAAGUUCGGAGACAUGUACUUUGACGACCUUGGUGCCUUCCAGAGCGUUGAAAAGGACAGAGUUACAGGAGCGGACGUCGUGAGGCAAGUGCACAUCACGAAACCGUCCCGAGACCUCCGCGCGAGGCUCAUGCCGCCUGCGUCGGCGAAGUUGAAGGACGAUGAGGCCAAAGUCCUAAUGUCAUUCAUCGACUUGCUAGACAGAUGUCUCGCCUUAGACCCCGCGAAGCGGUUGACACCCAAGGACGCACUGCUACACCCGUUUAUCAGAGGCUCAGUGUAG